This is a messenger RNA of Coregonus clupeaformis (lake whitefish), 3431 nucleotides long. It is a transcript of the gene nudt14, whose product is annotated as nudix (nucleoside diphosphate linked moiety X)-type motif 14. Gene Ontology annotation, biological process: nucleoside phosphate metabolic process; ribose phosphate metabolic process. Gene Ontology annotation, molecular function: metal ion binding; UDP-sugar diphosphatase activity. Bases 75 to 818 code for a protein of 247 amino acids. NCBI's taxonomy places the organism in Eukaryota, Metazoa, Chordata, Actinopteri, Salmoniformes, Salmonidae. The record is from RefSeq and is a predicted model, not a curated record. The transcript has 5 exons.
UUCUCCACUACGACCUGCGGUUUGUGCUAUCUGUUGUGGUGAGAAACACCGGUGGGCAGCUAGCAGUCUGAACUAUGGAGCAGAUAAAUGAUAUCCAGGUCGUUCCGUGCACCAGCUCCAAUUAUCUAAAACCAUUCAGGGUGCACUAUAGCCAGAAUGGGACAAAGAAAUCGUGGGACUUCAUGCGAACUCAUGACAGUGUUUCGGUUCUGAUCUUCAACACCACCUCGCACUGCUUCGUCUUGGUCAAGCAGUUCCGCCCAGCCGUGUACAUGUGCGAGUGGGAGAGGACCCAGCCCAAGGCACCUGAAUCGGCCGAGCAGGCGGCGGAGGAGAAAGAGUGGGCUGCGGCUGCAGCCCCGGAGACCCCCAGAGGCGAGACUGCUGCUACGGUGGGGGGCGGGGAGACGUCCCAGCCCCCAGGCUCAGUGGGGAUGACCUACGAACUAUGCGCAGGCCUGGUGGACAAGGCUGACCUGUCGCUGGAGGAGAUCGCCAGGCAGGAGGUGCUGGAGGAGUGCGGCUACGACGUGCCAGUCGCCAAGCUGCGGAGGAUCACCUCGUACAGGUCCGGCGUAGGCGUGACGGGCGCCAAGCAGACCAUGUUCUACGCCGAGGUGUCGGACGAGAACUGUGUGGGUGAGGGCGGGGGCGAGCCACAGGAGGGCGAGCUGAUCGAGGUGGUCAAGGUGCCCCUCCACGAGGCUAUGACCUUCGCCUAUGACGAGAGCAUCCCCAAGACCAUGGGCGUCAUCUUCAGUUUCAUCUGGUUCCACAACAACAUGUCGCCCAAGUACAAGAUCUCUACCAACGUGUAACCCACCCAACACCUGUCCCGGUCCCUGUACCCUUCAGCCUGAGGUAGAAGUUGCAGUUAACCACAGAUCUGGGAUCAAUGACCCUAACCCAUAGGCCUAAUCUAUACCAUUAGGGGGAUGGAGAAAAAAUCUGAUCCUUUGUCAGUGGUUAGGGACAACUUCAAUCUACUCCCAACCCCUUCACCUUCGCCUUUGCCCAUAUACAUAUGUUGUCCCCAGGGCGACCAUUUUUUCUCGUUACUAACUGUUAUUUUUCGGAGGUUUGUCUAAUUCUUAUUUUUUUUAUACGUGGUCUUAACUACUUUUCCUCUAAAACUUGCCAUAUGCUGGUGGCCAGCAGCACUUUUCGUUGUUAGUUUUCACUGUAAAUGUAUUACCUUUUCUCACAGAGAGGUCCAGUGUAGAUAGCUACAUGAUAGCGUUCUCGUUCGGAGCUGCUCGUCUACCGUUGAUUGGAUCAUGUUCCAGGAAUGCAAAAAUGUUGUUGCUUAGUCAGCGCCAGGGCUUGUUACGUAUGUCGGACGUUGCUGAGUCUGUUUGAUUACCGCAGCUGGUCCAGGCAAGCCUUGCUUACUUUCUCCACGGUCUACUCAGCCUCGAAGCCAGUGUUUCCCAAUCAUGGGGUGAGGGGGGUGCCCAUUUUUAUCCCAGCCCAGCACUAACACACCUGAUUCCACUAAUUAUUAUGGCUUGAUGGUCAGGUGAGUUAGUGCUGGGUGAAACACAAAUCUGCUCACCUUUUGGGUCCCCCAGGACCAGGAUUGGGAAACACUUCUCUAAGCAAUACUUGAUAGCUGGUAGUUUGAUCAUGGUUUGAUUUAGAAACAAAUCAACAGUUCAGUUAGCAGAGGCAAUUAGAUAAGUUGUAAGCAUUGCAUUGAAUCCAGGGGAGUCACUACAGUAGUGUGUGCUCUAUGAGGUCACAUGAAGUUGUACAUUUGAUAGAGGCUUCUUUUAACUACCAUGGGAAUAUGACCUACCUCUACACUGGGUAGAUUUAUAACAGUAACUAAUGUUGUCACAAUACCAGCACCACAAUACUCAGUAUCACAAUACUCGAAAGUAUUGUAAUAUCAUGAUACUAUGAUACUUCUGAGUAUCAUGAUACUGAGCAUUGUAAUAACACUAGUAACCACUAUAUAAUUAAUUGUGAAAUUGUGAGAACCCUCUGGUGGACAAUUGCUCUCACAAUUAUACGUGCGGGUUAGCAGGAAGGCUUCACCAAUAUUGGUUAUAAGAUCAAGAGCGUUAUGUAUAUCUCAGACAGUGUUUUUGAGUAGGUUCAAUGGGAGUUUUGUUUUGGGAAACUGAAAACCUAGCUUGUAACAUGUAGGUGGAAGUUUAGCGUGCUACUUGAACCAGCUUCCUGGAACAGCACCCUGAGCCCUUAGCGCUGUGUUUUGCGAUCCCCUUGUUGUUUUGAACCUGACUGCGGGGGCGGAAGAGUUUUGUUGAUACCAGCACCGUCUGUGACGCUUGAAGAAAAAUGGUUGCUCUUUUUAACCUGUGAAGCUGAGAGACAUGGCCCAACAGUUAGACAGACCCCUCUUUUCCGUAUGCCUGUUUUGGCCAGACCUCUUCAAAACACCCCCAUUUCCACAGAAAUCGACAACAGCAGCUAUCCAAGUCUAUGGUGGUUUGAAACUAGGGUUACAAAACUUUCCCAAAGCUCACAGGUUUUUCAGAUAUCCCGGUUGGAGGAUUCCCAGCUGAAGUAUUCCCUCCUUGAUGAUUCCCUUCAGUUUUACUGGAAAUCCUCCAACUGGGAUUUCUGAAAAACCUAGGAACUUUAGGAAAGGUUCCGGGAUUUGCAACCCUAUUUGGGACAGAUGGCGCUUAAGACAACAAUCAAUCUCAAAAGCACUUGCUUAACAUCUCAGGUCCAAACGGUUUCCCCCCCUUGACGAGGUGACAUUCAGGGAUCACCAAUCUGCACCGUCUUAGCGAUAUAGUUUUUAACCAUUGUGUAUGGCAGUGAUGUAGUAACAUUUCUAUAUAGUUUGCAAAUAUUAUGACCUUUUAAAGUCCUAAAUGGUGAAUUGACACAUCUUCUCAAGACAAACCUUUCUUUUGGCAACAUAUUAGUGUGUGGAUUCAUGGCCCCUUCCGCAAAAAGUUGUUAAAGAUCAAUGAAGCGGUGGUUCAAUUCAAUUUCAUAACAAUUGAAAAUAAGCUAUUGGCUUGAAAAUAUGUGGCUUCCUAACCGAAGGCUUAACAGCAAGGUCUAGUAGUUGUUGGUAGAAUAAGGAAACAGCAAGUUCUUAAUACAUAGUCGUUUACUUGUUUUGGACUUGUACAGUUUGUUACCUAGUUUAACUUUGAUCACAUUGGGUUAAGCUUGAUAUCUGAAUUGGCCUGUAAUUGCAUUCUGGGCGUCAUCAUUCCAUAGCCACGUAGGUCUUAACAUAACAGUUGAUGAAACAUAAAAAUAUUAUACAUUAACUUUGUUUACAUUUGUGAAAGACUGGCUCGGUUUCCCAGAGUUGUAAAAGAGGCCAGUUGUUGUAUCUGGUUAGGGGCAAUUCCAUGGUGAUGGGUAACUCAGAUUUUUCACUUUCAAAUGUAUACUUAACAAAAACCAUUGAUUUCAAAGUUCAACACAACUCUAUGCAC